Molecule: messenger RNA, 1203 nt
Organism: Acanthamoeba castellanii str. Neff
Lineage: Eukaryota; Discosea; Longamoebia; Acanthamoebidae
Product: [Ribulose-bisphosphate-carboxylase]-lysine N-methyltransferase
Exons: 7
Coding region: 1-1203 (400 amino acids)
Biological process (GO): peptidyl-lysine monomethylation
Molecular function (GO): protein-lysine N-methyltransferase activity; protein binding
Source: RefSeq, a predicted model, not a curated record
AUGAACCAGGAGGGCGAACUGCUGGCGGAGGUGCCGGCGCGGUUCAUCCUGCACAGCCGGAACGAGCGCGUGUGCCACGCCGCCGACCUGCGCAAGGCGCUGGCCGCCCAUCCGCGCGUGGCGUCGCACCGCCACAUGCUGGCCGCCGUCCUCUGGCUCCUCGAAUCCGUCAACUGCGCCCAGUCCUUCUGGCAGCCUUACCUCUCGGAGCUGCCGGACGCUGUGGCGACGGUGGAUCGGUGGAAUCAGGAGGAGCUCGCCGAGGUGGGCCACACGCUGAUGCUCUACGAGAUGGUCGAGUACAAGAAGAAGAAGAUCGCCGCCGACUACGCCGCCAUCCUCCUCCCCUUCCUGCAGGAGAACACGCAACUCUUUGGCGGGUCGAUUCCGUCGGAGGAGGAGUACCGGCGCGCCCUCUCCCUGGUCUACUCGCGCACGUUCGACUUCUCAGAGCUCAUUGGGGAGCACGUGUUCAUCCCCUUCGUGGAUUUCCUCAAUCAUUCGAUCAACGACACGGGCAAGGCGGCGUGCACGUACAGCUACAACCACGACAAGGACUGCUUCGAACUCCUGGCCGGCGCUGACUACGACGAAGGAGAAGAAGUGUUCAUCUCCUACGGAGAAAAGACGAGCUCGCAGCUGCUGGCCUCGUACGGCUUCAUGUACGAAAACAAUGCCGAGGACACGGUCGAUAUUACUGCCUCCCUCUUCUCGCUCUCGCCUCCGCAUUCGACUUCGACUUCGACUUCGACUUCAUCUUCGUCAUCGUCGACGCGUCGCUCUCCGCCGUCGCUGAAGCAGUUGACGCUGGAGGACCUCUUCUUUUCGCUCAAGACGGACCAACACACCGGCCAGCCGUUCCUGCACGCGUCGCUCCUCAACUUCAUCCGCAUCCAACACCUGUCCACCGAGCAAAAGGCCUGUUUCCUCACUCAGGACCUAGGCCAGCGGCAUGACCUGGUACGAAGCCACAUCAUCUUCGACGACCAGAACGAGGCCGAGACGAACCGCUUCCUUCUGUCGGCGCUCGAGCGCAUGCUCAAAGCCUUUCCGACCACCAUCGAGGAGGACGAGCACCUGCUGGCGACGUGUGAGGAUCUGACGAGCGGCAAGCGGUGGGCCAUCCGGUACCGCAAGGAGGAGAAGCGGCUGUUACGCGACUACAUCCGUGCCUACCGGCGAUACGUCGGCAUGGACUCAUGA